UAAAUUUUUCUUACUAUUUGCGGCAUACCUAAUCGCACACAUUGCACGUAACAUCCUUGAAUGUGGAUAUUAAUUUUAGCACGUAAUUACACUGAUAGCACGGCGAGUCGGUCACAGAAAGUUAUUCAAAGCGGAGUGUGCCAAAUAAUAGGGGUUUACAGUAUAGUUGUGGGUGCGUGUGACCCAGACUGGCAGGAAAAGUAUUUGGAAACCUCGUUCUCCAGGUAUCGUGGGAAUUGGGUGUGGAUUUGUUGCCCUCGCUGUCCCAUUGGACAUUAAAACCGUUGCUCCCUUGGCUUUCCUCCAUUUGAGAUGCUGCCUCGUUCGGAACUGCUAAGUAAAAAUGGCUUUAAAAGGAGACGAUGACUACGACUACAACGAACGCCUCUCAUUCUUGGGCGAUUAUUUCGACUACGAGGCAGCUUUACACAAGAACUUUUUGAUAAAUUUUUAUCCCUGCGACAACACGGUCGAAAUCUUCGACAGAGAUAUGAACAGAAUAUAUCUUCGAAGGGCCGCCUGCGAAGGGGUGCAGCUAAAUGACAUGUUUGUCGGCAACAAGAUACGCAUCUACGGCCGGCAAAUAGAUCUAACGGACUACGCGGACUGCAAAACGCGCAACCGAAUCGGGAAAGUAAAGGAACACACGUUUGCCUUAAUUAAACCGGGGGUGAUUGAUAGACUGGGUGAAAUUAUUACCCAAAUAGAAGACAGGCAAUUUCAAAUUUGCCACAUGCUCAUGUGUAACUUAACCAGAAAGGACGCGCUUGAUUUUUACGAAUUCCGGAAAGGGGAUACGUUUCUUCCGUUCAUGUUGGAGCACAUCGUAUCUGGACCUGUUGUUGCCUUAGAGCUGGUGGGAAUCGACUGCGUGGAGCGUUGGCGUAAAGAAAUAGGCCCACGAGAUCCCGCAGCAGCCAGAACGAGCGCCCCUGAAAGCCUAAGGGCGUUAUACGGCAGUGAACUGGCCUCGAAUGGAUUUCACGGAGCUGACGAUCACGAAAAGGCCGUACGAAGUGCGUGCGUCUUCUUCCCGAAGGGCAUCGACGCGAAACCACCAGCAACAACGGCACAAAUAACCGACAGUACAUUAUGCAUAAUAAAACCGCACGCAAUCAAGGAGAAGAAACUCGGCCCGAUUCUAACCGCCAUCACUAACAACCCCAAAUUUCGGAUAACCGCCAUGCAGAUGAUCUACAUCAGCACACCAAACGCCGACGAAUUUUUGGAAGUCUACAAGGGCGUCGUGAGCGACUUUCACGCGUUCAUGUUGAGUUACCUGGACGGACCUCUGGUCGCUUUGGAAAUUUCGGCAAAGAUUGAAGGUAUAAACACUCACGAGGAGUUCAGGAAGUUCGCCGGCCCUUCAGACUCCGAUAUCGCCCGCCAAAUUAGACCGAAUACUCUACGGGGGAUGUUCGGCGUAAGUAAGUAUAAAAAUGCCGUCCACUGCACUGACCUGCCAGAAGAUACCCAAUUGGAAUUGGAGUACAUUUUUAAAAUUUUACGCGAUUGAACUAUUUUUAUAACAUUUUUUAUGUAAUGUAGAAUUAAUAUUAAACAAUUAAUUUUU
This is a messenger RNA of Photinus pyralis (common eastern firefly), 1573 nucleotides long. RefSeq names its product nucleoside diphosphate kinase 7-like. The transcript is spliced from 2 exons. The record is from RefSeq and is a predicted model, not a curated record. Gene Ontology annotation, biological process: UTP biosynthetic process; CTP biosynthetic process; GTP biosynthetic process. NCBI's taxonomy places the organism in Eukaryota, Metazoa, Arthropoda, Insecta, Coleoptera, Lampyridae. Gene Ontology annotation, cellular component: centrosome. Gene Ontology annotation, molecular function: nucleoside diphosphate kinase activity. The coding region runs from base 344 to 1516 and encodes 390 amino acids.